Molecule: messenger RNA, 1389 nt
Organism: Siniperca chuatsi (mandarin fish)
Lineage: Eukaryota; Metazoa; Chordata; Actinopteri; Centrarchiformes; Sinipercidae
Product: cobalamin trafficking protein CblD-like
Exons: 8
Coding region: 218-1120 (300 amino acids)
Biological process (GO): cobalamin metabolic process
Cellular component (GO): mitochondrion
Source: RefSeq, a predicted model, not a curated record
AACAGAGCAAAUGGUGAAGUGUUGAAGCCCUUUUCAAAGUCCCAUUAUCACUUACAUCACAUACACUAAAUUGUCUGUCGAUGUAACUGUUGUGCAAACUGCGCAUGAGUAGUUUGUCCCUUGUCAUUUCCCGUCGUUGUUUUGCGAACGCGUAGAGUAUGUUGGUGGACGUGCAAGUUGACAGGUUAAAGUGAAAAGCAGACGUAUACGAACCACAAUGUCCAGCAGUGUGCUGUGUGGUCGAGGCAGGUUGGUCUUAUCUCAGACAGCUGGCCAUCGAGCAUUAGCUGCUCUCAGUGUCAGUAGAACCAGAACCUUCUCUACUGCGAGCUCAGAUGAGCCUUACAUAGCUGUAUCACACACAGACUCAGGCCCCAGGACGGUGUGGCCCGAUGAGAACAUGGGACCAUUCGGACCUCAAGACCGGCGCUUUCAGUUACCGGGUAAUGUUGGGUUUGACUGCCACCUGGAGGGCAUGGUGGACCAAAAGAAGACUCCAGUCCAUAGGACUGUGCCUGAUGUGCUGACAGCCCCAAGCUGCACAGAGAGACAGCACUUCAUACUGGCCCAGUUUGUUAAUGAGUUCCAAGGAAAACUGGGUCCUAUGUCCACGAGAGUCCACAAAGCUGAGCAGUACUUUAAUCAGACAGGCACAGACUUCUCCAUCAAUUCCUGUCCUGAGCUGUUAAGGAAAGAUCUUGAGCUGUUGUUCCCCUCAGCGCCCACCACUUCCAUCACAGUUGUGACCGUCUCACAGAGAAGCAGUCGGUGUGAGGAGGCAGCGGAGCAGGACAGAGACAAGCUGCUUCACAGAUUUGUGAGCGGUGCAAAGGAAAUGUGCUUCGCUCUGUGGACUGCAGGCUACUGGGCAGACUUCAUUGACCCAACAACAGGAGCAGCUUUCUUUGCAUCUCCAUCAAGUCCAACUGCACUGCGAACAGAGGAGGAGCUGAGACAUUUGGGCUUUCACAUCGAAGCGUCAGGCUCCUGCACAGUUAUUCGCCACAUCCUGAGAGGAACGCCUUUGUUUGUGGGGACUGUUUUCACCAACGCACCUACUCACAGCACUGCUAUCGCAAGACUGCAAGGACUUUCAAAUGCACCGGAUGAUGAGGAAUAGACCUUUUUUAUUCCACAGAACUAAAUCCAAACACAAGGCCUCUAUUUAUUGUUUGAAUAAGCUUGGAACUUGACAUACGGUAGUGUUGGUACAUGGUUGUAUCUGUGAAAGGUUGUCUUACUCUAACAAGGACUUGACCGAGACUCUAAUGUAGACCUCGAUGCUGACAAGAGGUCACAUGUCAACCCGGCUUAUCCUGCACUACAUCCAGGGAGAAACACACACUCUUUUCUGACUACAUUACUAAUAAAAGACUUUUCGAAAUGUAA